AUGUCUUCAGCACAACCCACAGACGUCGAUCAAAAUGUCGAGAUUUGGAAGAUGAAAAAGUUGAUCAAGCAACUUUCGUUAGCCAAGGGUAACGGUACCUCUAUGAUUUCUCUCAUUAUUCCACCCAAGGAUCAAAUCUCUCGUGUCGUUAAAAUGUUGGCAGAUGAAUAUGGUACAGCCUCCAACAUUAAAUCACGUGUCAACCGUUUGUCAGUCUUGUCUGCCAUCACUUCUACACAACAACGUUUGAAAUUAUACAACAGAGUUCCCGACAAGGGUCUGGUCGUCUAUUGUGGUACUAUUAUUACCGAUGAAGGAAAGGAAAAGAAAGUCAAUAUUGAUUUUGAACCACAUAAGCCUAUCAACACCUCGCUCUAUUUAUGUGAUAACAAAUUCCACGUCGAAGCAUUAGCCGAACUCUUGGAUAACGAUGUCAAGUUUGGUUUUAUUGUGAUGGACGGUAACGGUACACUUUUCGGUACUGUGUGUGGUAAUAUCCGUGAUGUGAUCCAUAAAUUGUCCGUCGAUCUUCCCAAGAAGCACGGUCGUGGUGGUCAGUCUGCCCUUCGUUUCUCGCGUCUUCGUGAGGAAAAGAGACACAACUACGUGCGUAAAAUUGCUGAAUUGGCUGUGCAACUCUUCAUCACCAACGACAAGGUCAACGUCGCCGGUUUAGUGUUGGCCGGUUCCGCUGACUUUAAGAACGAAUUGUCCCAAUCCGAUCUCUUUGACCCUCGUCUCCGUGCCAAGGUCGUCAAGAUUGUCGAUGUGUCUUAUGGUGGCGAAAACGGUUUCAAUCAAGCCAUUGAGUUGUCAGCGGAAGCUCUAUCCAACGUCAAGUUUAUCCAAGAAAAGCGUUUGAUCGGCCAAUACUUUGACGAAAUCUCACAAGACUCUGGCAAGUACUGCUUUGGCGUGGAAGAUACCAUGAAGGCCCUUGAAAUGGGUGCGGUCGAAACAUUGAUUGUCUGGGAAAACCUCACUGUCAACCGUUAUACUCUCCGUGACGCUGCCGGUGAGGAAUCCGUCGUCAUUCCCAAUGCCCAAGAAGAAAAGUCCAAGGAGUUCUUGGUCGACAAGUGUCCUGAAGCCACCGCCAAUUCAGAAAUGGAAGUCGUCGAAUGCAUUCCAUUAUUAGAAUGGUUCACUCUCAAAUACAAGGAUUUCGGUACCUCCCUCGAAAUCGUCACCGACCGUUCUCAAGAAGGUGCUCAAUUCGUUCGUGGUUUCGGUGGUAUCGGCGGUAUCCUUAGAUACCGUGUUAAUUUUGAACAACUCAACUACGAGUCGGAUGAAUUCAUCUCUGAUGACGAUGAGGAAUAUAUCUAG
Messenger RNA from Mycotypha africana, 1329 nucleotides. Its product is annotated as eukaryotic peptide chain release factor subunit 1. NCBI's taxonomy places the organism in Eukaryota, Fungi, Mucoromycota, Mucoromycetes, Mucorales, Mycotyphaceae. The transcript is spliced from 4 exons. Bases 1 to 1329 code for a protein of 442 amino acids. Gene Ontology annotation, molecular function: sequence-specific mRNA binding; translation release factor activity, codon specific. Gene Ontology annotation, cellular component: cytosol; translation release factor complex. Gene Ontology annotation, biological process: cytoplasmic translational termination. The record is from RefSeq and is a predicted model, not a curated record.